Messenger RNA from Rhineura floridana, 5147 nucleotides. RefSeq names its product xylosyltransferase 2 (gene XYLT2). The coding region runs from base 365 to 2947 and encodes 860 amino acids. The transcript is spliced from 11 exons. Gene Ontology annotation, molecular function: protein xylosyltransferase activity. The record is from RefSeq and is a predicted model, not a curated record. Gene Ontology annotation, cellular component: membrane. Gene Ontology annotation, biological process: heparan sulfate proteoglycan biosynthetic process; chondroitin sulfate proteoglycan biosynthetic process. NCBI's taxonomy places the organism in Eukaryota, Metazoa, Chordata, Lepidosauria, Squamata, Rhineuridae.
CUACGAAAAGUAAGAGCGUAGGCGUCAAGCAGGAACCACUCCGUUUUUUCGACCCAGAGUUCUGCAGCCCUCGUCGUCGUCGUGUCGUCGCCGCACGCCUGUUAACGGCUCCGGGGUACCGACCGUCCUCUGCCUUGCUUAGCAAACCUCAGUCCUUCCCACACAUAUUUAUUUUCCUCUCGCCGUGCGGGUGUUCGAGAUCUGCCGCGUUGUGCGUGCUCGUGCCCGCGAUCUGCAGGGUUCUCAACUCUGCCGCCCUCUCUCUCUCUCUCUCUCUCCCUCCCCCUCCUUCCUUCCUUCCUUCCUUCCCCCCCCGUUCUCUCUCUUGCUUCCCUCUCACCCUCCCUCUCCCUGGCCGCCAGGAAUGAAGAUGGUGGCAAGCGUCCGGGUGCAGAAGCUGGUUCGCCGGUAUAAACUGGCGAUCGCCACGGCGCUGGCCAUCCUGCUUAUCCAGGGCCUGGUGGUGUGGAGCUUCAGCAACCUGGAAGAGGACGACCAGGGAGAGGGACGGCAGAAGAAGGCACAGCUGCUUGAAAAUGGCGAAGGGUCCAAAGAUUCAGACAGCUCAGCAGGCCGAAGAAGCAGCUUGAGCCGGAAGCACGGGCGAUGGAAGCGUCGCCAAGAUAAUCCCGGAGUCCUGGUGGCCAAGGUGGUGAGAGCUGUUACAGUGAAGCACAAACCUGGGCGCAGAUUGCCAGUCUACUUGGAUUCCUCAAGUCAGAGGAACCUGACGGAGCUCAGAGGGGAUGCCCAGCUGGCUGGGUUCCAACACGGGGACACGGGCAGCGUGGAGGGGGCACCACAGCCCACCGAGAACAACUUCACUCCCAAGUGUGAGAUCUCUGGCAAGGAUGCUUUGUCUGCAUUAGCCAGGGCCAACAGCAAACAGUGUCAGCAAGAGAUUGCCAAUGUGGUGUGUCUGCACCAAGCUGGGAAUCUAAUGCCACGCUCUGUACCCCGGCAGUGCCAGCUUUCAGGGAAAGUCAGCCCUGUUAUCCAGUGGGAUGAGAGCAGAAUGCUCCACUCCUUUAUGAGCAAGCCAGUUCGGAUUGCCUAUAUGUUGGUAGUUCAUGGGCGAGCUAUCCGUCAACUGAAGCGCCUCAUCAAGGCUGUGUAUCACCAGCAACAUUUCUUCUACAUUCAUGUUGACAAGCGUUCCACUUACUUGCACCAUGAAGUGGUGGAGCUGGCUCAGCACUAUCCCAAUAUCCGGGUCACACCCUGGCGCAUGAUCACUAUCUGGGGUGGGGCCAGCUUGCUGAAGAUGUACCUGCGCAGCAUGAAAGACCUGCUGGAAGUGACAGACUGGGCCUGGGACUACUUCAUCAACCUGAGUGCGACAGACUAUCCUACCAGGACCAAUGAGGAGCUGGUGACUUUCCUGUCAAAAUAUCGAGACAAGAACUUCCUGAAGUCUCAUGGCCGAGAUAAUGCCAGGUUCAUCAAGAAGCAGGGCCUAGACAGACUUUUCCAUGAAUGUGACUCUCACAUGUGGCGGCUGGGUGAACGACAGAUCCCAGAGGGCAUCGUGGUGGAUGGCGGCUCGGAUUGGUUUGCCCUCACUCGCAGCUUUGUGGAAUAUGUGGUCUAUACCAGUGACCGACUGGUCUCCCAGUUACGGCAGUUCUACACGUACACACUUCUCCCUGCAGAGUCCUUCUUCCACACCGUCCUGGAGAACAGCUAUGCCUGCGAGACCCUUGUAGACAACAACCUCCGAGUGACAAAUUGGAACCGCAAGCUGGGCUGCAAAUGCCAGUAUAAGCACAUCGUUGACUGGUGCGGCUGCUCCCCGAAUGACUUCAAGCCACAGGACUUCCUGCGGCUGCAGCAACUCUCAAGACCCACGUUCUUUGCCAGGAAGUUUGAAUCAACUAUCAAUCAGGAAGUUCUGGAGAUCUUGGACUCCCAUCUCUAUGGUAACUACCCACCUAACACGCCAGCCCUCAAAGCCUAUUGGGAGAGUGUCUAUGAUCGUGUGGAUGGGCUGAGUGGGCUCAGCGACGUCACCCUGACUGUGUACACAUCCUUCUCCAGGCUGGGGCUGCAGAAAGUGACAUCUGCGCAAGCACAGAAAGAGGAGAGGCUUUGCAGAUUUGAGCCACAGGUCUUCCCAUCCAGUGUGCACCUCUAUUUCUAUGAUGACCAUUUCCAGGGCUACUUGGUGACUCAGGAAGUACAGAACUCUGUGACACAGCAAGUGGAGUCUCUAGAAAUGUGGAUGAUGCCCCGGGGGACUCUCAAGCUAGCAGGUCGCGGCAGGCAAGCUAACCGCUUGCAGAAUCUUGAGGUAGGUACUGAGUGGGACCCAAAAGAGAGGAUCUUUCGCAACUUUGGUGGCUUGAUUGGGCCUUUCGACGAGCCAGUAGCCAUGCAGAAGUGGGCACGGGGCCCCAACCUUACAGCCACCGUCGUUUGGAUUGACCCCACCUACAUCAUUGCCACAUCCUAUGAUAUCACGGUGGAUGCAGAGGCAGAAUUCACACAGUACAAGCCGCCCCUCAACCGGCCUCUUCGCCCAGGUGUGUGGACCGUCCGCCUCCUCCAGUUCUGGGAGCCCCUGGGAGAGAGCCAGUUCCUGGUGGUCCCACAGACCUUCAACCACAAGCAGCCUCUCAGGAAAGAUGAUGGCAAGUCGCUGCAUGCUGGUCCUCCCCGCAACGAGUACAUGGAGCAGAAUUUCCAGGGACUGGCUGGGAUCUUGAGUCUCCCCCGUUUGGAUGAAAUGGGAGGAGCCUCCCAUCAGCACACACAGCUAGUUGGCAAGGCUCUAGAGAACUGGACAGAUAGCAGUGUCAGCAACUUCUGGUCAGUGGCUGGCCUCUGUGUGGCAAGUCCCUCCAGCUGCUCCAUUCUGGAGCUCUGUAGCAAAACCUCCUGGAGUUCGCUGUCCCCGGACCCCAAGUCAGAACUGGGAGCCAUCAAGCCUGAUGGACGAUUGAGGUAGCAGGAGCUGCCGGCAGCACAUUUUUGGGAUCAAGGAAGCAUCCUCUGUGGCAGGUGUGGGGUGGGCAAACAUGCCCCUCCUCUCCACAGGGAAAACUCUUGACUUCAUUAUGCUGUGAAAGGGCACCAUCUUUAAGUGGGCUAACAAGAGAGAGGGAUCUUGGCUGUUGGUGGUGCAGAUGGUGUGAAGGCACAGAUCCCACUCACCAUUCUCAGGAUUGGCUAGAGAGAUUAUGUGGAUGGGAGGUGCUACGUAUUUAUGGGUCCAAGCACUGGAAACUCUCUAGACUGGCAGGUGAGCUUUCAGAUUCCUGGCUGCAGCAUGCUUAAGUCAGCAUGCCCUUCUCAACCGUGGAUGAUGCUCUGCAAGAUCCGGACUCAUUGUUCCCAAAUGGUUGCUGGCAGAGGAUUCUGGGAAAUGGUCAGGUGGGGUAGAUUGGGAAUGCAGGAAACCAGGCUGUCACUUCCUGGGUCUGUGUCCUCUGAGUAGCUGGGGGCUGGCUUGACAGACCUGUUUCCCAUCUUCCCCCCCCCCAUCCUUUUAGUUCUUAUUUUUUUACAAAUGUAUUAUGUGUACAUAUAUAUAUAAAUAUAUAUAAAAGAACAAAGUGCAAUAGAGGCAAUGGUCAUCCCACCCCUCCACCUCCGAGGGGAGCAUUUCAGUGUUCAUUUCUUCUUCUUACACAGUAACAUAACUUUGUCCUUUUGGCUGUUUCUCUAGGGAUGGGAAGAGGGUGGGAUGUAUGUUCUCUCCUAGAAGUACUGGGGGCUUGGAUCUUGCUGCUGACAUAUGAGAGAGCAAGUUUCCCUAUUUUUCUUUUUUGCAACUCAGAGUUGUCCAACCCCCAGCUGGAAGCAAGGAGGGAACUGGGCCUCUCCAGCAGCUGUGCCAACGCUCCACGUUAAUGGAGCUGCCAAUUGUGCCAAACCUCCAUACUUGCUAAUGUCCCUUGUACAGUGUGUCAUUCUCAAGCCCCUGUAUCUAUCUUGCAUAUUAUUCUUCCCCUUUUGGCUUGAAAUCUGGCUAUAUUUUGUGUCUUGGUGACAUGUUGCAGAGCUAGAUAAAUGGCUCUACCUGUCCCAUCCAAAGGGUCUUAAACCAGGUUGUGUUGAUGUCUGAUGCGUUCAGGAUGAACGUUCUUGACAUUAGAUUGCUGAAAUUUGCACCUGCUACUGCUGCCAGAGUGGACAGUCAACCCUGACCUUCUGCCCCAGUCUGUCAACUGAUGUGAAUUGUUUUCCCAUUCAUUGUUAACAUUGUCAAAUCAGGUAGCCUGAUUUGUGACCUCCCUCCCUCCCACCCACCCUCUCAGUGGAGAAUCUAGUCCUCUAAAGCUGUAUGUUUCCCAGCCAAAAAGAGUGUUCCCAUCCAUAGAGGGUGACCUGUAUUGAAUGUUGUCCAAUGUCUAAUCAUAUUUUAUCUCCUGAUCUGAUCUUUCAAGCACAUCCCAGUUCCUGAGUAAACUGGGGACAGCAGUGUCUGGGGCUCAUUGUCUCCCCCCCCAAUGAUUGUUAACGAAACAAAAGUGUUAAAACAAAACAGUCUCUUUUGGAGUUUUUUUUAAAGUGUGCCAUAUCAGAUUCCAGAGAGAACACAUAGUUGAUUUGACAAGGGGAGGAGCUGUUGCUGCCUCUGAAAAGCUUCUCUAGGAGGUAGCUAUUCUUCGCAGUUGAAAUGGACCUGAGGUUCACAGUUCUGAUACAGUUUUAUUAAGAUUUAUGAAAGUUCUGAUCUCAGGGUUUGUUUGGUCUGAGCCUUUCAAGAAAGAGUACUUCCCCUUCUUUUUUCUUGGAUCAGAAGCACAGAUCACAAAUGACCUCUGUUUUUUUAAAGUUCUUUGAUUUCAAGAGUUAUGGUGGUGCUAAAAAGAAUCUUAAGAUAAUGGAAGAUUUUUAUGAAUGCGGUCUGCCAGACCUGUAGUACACUGAUCGUUCUUUGGCCUGAGCUCCUACUAGGCCACUUUCCCCCCACCAAGGGCACAACCCACUCUGUUUCCAGUUACACAGUGUGAUGUAGGGGGAUUGUACCUUAGUCUGGGAAGGGGACUCAUUAAGUGCAUUGAGCAUUCUGAGCCAAGGGGGUGAGCUAGGCAGAGCUAACAUUGAAACCUGACCCAAAGAACAAGUGCCGAAAUUUUUGUGUUGAAAGCAUUAUGUAAAAGUUGUCUUAAAUAUGCAACACAAAUAUAUCUCUAUCUCUA